AUAUUAAAAUAUUGAAACACUAAAAUGUUGAAAUAUUAAAAUACUGAAACAUUAAAGUAUUGGGAAUAUUAAAAUAUUUUUUUAUUAAAUUCUCCCAAACGGCUCAAUGUAACGUAAAAUGAGAGAAUAUAAAAAACAAGUUUGAAAAUAUAGAUGUAAAAUAAACAACUGAAGAAUAGAAUUAAAAAAUUAAAAAUAAUGAAAGAGUAACGAAAAAUAUAUAUAUAGAGAGAGAAGAAUGUAUGAAAAUAGAGACUUGUUUGAAACGAUAGUAAAAGAACAAUAAAAAAAUGACCCCCGGGGGAAAUUUGUUAAAAUUACAAGGUGAAUAAUAAAAUUGUGCAAUAAAAACCAAAGAAAGAAAAAAUGCGUUGGAAACAAUUAACUAACUAAUGAAUUUAAUUAAAUGAAAAGUAAUAAAUUCAAGUGUUAUAUAUAUGAAAAUGUGAGUGAGUUUUAAUGUUUCUCAUAGUGUUAUUGAGUGAGCAAGACGUUGACGAUGAAGAUGGUGAGGAAGUGUCUAAUGAAAAUAAAGAAAGAUAACAAUGCUUAUUGUUAAUUAAAAAGAGAGAGAGUGAGAGAGAGAGAGGAGAGUGGGAGGAAGGGGUUAGUGACGAGAUUGUAAAUGUCUCGUGUGUGCGAUUUUCUGAACGAGUUUGCAUAUCAUGUUGACGGCCGAGGGUAAUUUGAGCUGGACGAGCGACCUGAGUGCAAUAUUGCAUCAGGUGUCUUGCAACAGUACCUUUCUGGGCUGUAUGGAAGAGUGCGGAACGACAGUGACUGGCUACGAUCAUUUUUGCACUGCUGAACCCUCUUCGACAAUGACAUCGUCAUCGACCCUCUUUUGCAGACCUUGUGAUUUUACUGGUUGCGACUUGAACGUUUCUCUGGUCUUAAGAGGUCUGGAGAGUAUAGAAGGUGCUUUCCUCUCAAAAAUUCCGAGAUUUCGAGAUUGCAAUUCCACCAUUUUCGGUCAGAUAUUGGAUUGUUCGUCAGUUGAAAAUAUGACAUCGGACGAUCUCGCUGUAAGUUGUACUCAUCGUUCGCGAACAGGGUCAGUGGUAAAGGGUCGACAAUUGGAUUGGAGUUUUCUCUUCGUGGCUGUGUUCAUUGUUGCCGGUGGACUUGGCAAUAUUCUGGUUUGUUUGGCAGUGGGCCUCGACAGGCGAUUGCACAAUGUUACGAAUUAUUUUCUUCUAUCUCUCGCCGUUGCCGAUCUUCUUGUCAGUCUUUUUGUCAUGCCUCUUGGUGCCAUUCCUGGAUUUCUCGGGUACUGGCCAUUUGGAGUGGUGUGGUGCAACGUGUACGUGACAUGUGACGUGUUGGCUUGUUCCGCAAGCAUCAUGCACAUGUGCUUCAUUUCUCUGGGACGUUAUCUCGGCAUUCGAAAUCCACUGAAAACGAGGCACAUCUCAACCAAACGACUGGUUGGAAUCAAGAUCGCGCUCGUCUGGCUGUUGGCCAUGCUAGUUUCCAGUUCCAUUACAGUAUUAGGUUUGAUUAAUCCGAGCAAUAUAAUGCCAGGACCAGGAAUUUGUGUCAUUAAUAAUAGAGCCUUCUUUGUAUUUGGCUCAUUGGUGGCCUUCUAUAUUCCAAUGAUCGUAAUGGUCGCCACCUACGUAUUAACGGUGCAAUUGUUGAGGAAGAAGGCCCGUUUUGUCGCCGAACAUCCAGAGAGCGAUCAAUUCCGAAGACUUGGCGGCAGAUACGCAUCAACUAGAAAUCCCGUCCCAUCGAGAUCAUCGGCGAAUUCGUCUAGGCAAUUUUGGCGAACAUCCGGCGGUAGUUCCGGAGCUGACAAGUUUCUGCCCGGAAGAACGAAAAGAAGAUCACUGGCAGCGAAUGCCGUUGCCACUGAGCAAAAAGCCAGUAAAGUAUUGGGACUGGUGUUCUUCACAUUCGUAUUAUGUUGGACGCCAUUUUUUGUGCUAAAUAUCAUUUUUGCAGCGUGUCCACAUUGUUCAGUGCCAAAUCAUGUUGUCGUCACAUGCCUUUGGUUAGGAUAUGUAUCAUCUACAAUUAAUCCAGUAAUCUACACAGUCUUUAAUAAGACUUUCAGAGCUGCCUUUAUUCGACUUCUAAAAUGCCAAUGUUCCAGGUCAGGAAGAUUGGCCAGAUAUCGUUCGGUGACAGAAGCGAGUCGAGGGACAUUAAACGUCUGUGCCCCAGGUACACUUCCACUUGCUAUUAGUCUUCAGGGUACUCCACUUCUGACGCCAACGGCAAAUACCACUGCAAAUUCAGAAGCCGGUGGUUCAUAUGUCACCAUGAUUCACAGAAAUCCAGGUUCUCUCUAUCGUGACACGUUUCUUAUUCACGAUCAAAAUUGCUGAGAAUUUUUUUUUUAAUUAUAACUUUUCAGCCAUCAAAAAAGGAUCUCAAUCAAAAAAAAAAAAAAAAUUAUUAUCAAUGACAAUUUUUUUUU
Leptopilina heterotoma is the source of this 2425-nucleotide messenger RNA. RefSeq names its product 5-hydroxytryptamine receptor 2C-like (gene 5-HT2A). The record is from RefSeq and is a predicted model, not a curated record. Gene Ontology annotation, molecular function: G protein-coupled serotonin receptor activity; neurotransmitter receptor activity; serotonin binding. Gene Ontology annotation, cellular component: dendrite; membrane. The transcript is spliced from 6 exons. NCBI's taxonomy places the organism in Eukaryota, Metazoa, Arthropoda, Insecta, Hymenoptera, Figitidae. Bases 666 to 2333 code for a protein of 555 amino acids. Gene Ontology annotation, biological process: chemical synaptic transmission; G protein-coupled receptor signaling pathway, coupled to cyclic nucleotide second messenger; serotonin receptor signaling pathway.